Danaus chrysippus (African queen) is the source of this 363-nucleotide messenger RNA. The record is from the annotation of a GenBank genome assembly. NCBI's taxonomy places the organism in Eukaryota, Metazoa, Arthropoda, Insecta, Lepidoptera, Nymphalidae.
AUGGCGUCUAAAGUGGAACACAAGGUUCGGAAGAACGUGGGUCUGAUGUCCUUCGGCGCUGCCACUCAGAUAUCCUCUCCGCUGACUUUGGACUGUCGGGUGAUGCAUGUGGAGCUAGUCUCCCAUGACACUACGUUACUUGUUUUGUCACCUGUGUCUGGGCCGGUUAUUGUGCCACAGGGACACCAUAUUAGAGUUCACCAUAAAAUAAACGAUAAAGAGUGUAUACGUUCAUACACCCCAGUGGGAGAUGGGUGGGACAAUUUUGGCGGUGACCUGAGGGCAUUGAUAUUGGGGAUUAAGAGAUAUGAUACAGGGGACCUAUCACCGUACCUCACGUCCUCACGUCACGAAGUUGGGUGA